UCUUGGUCCAGAUGGAGUGAAUGGUCAGAUUGCACUCAAGUGUCUAGUCAAACCAUUCAAACAAGGAUCCGGACCUGCCAAUCCUUUGAGUCUUCACCGCCUGUCGAUUGUCCUGGAAACAACACACAAUCUCAAAUUUGUGGAUUACAACCUCGUCCGCUGAGUUUUUGCCCCAUUGGGUUUGAGCAAAGUUAUAAUGGUGUUUGUUAUGCCGUCCGGAACGAGCCUCUCAAUGGAUAUCAAGCCCAUGCUUCAUGUUCCCAAAUGAAUGGUGUUUUAGCUAUUAUUGACUCGAAUGAGCUCUCAAAUCUCCUAAUGGGAUGGGAUUCAGUCAACAAGUGGUUUGGCUUGAUUCGUAAGAGUGCCACAGAUAUUCGGUUGAUGAAUGAGUGGCCAAUAAGCGAAACCUUAAUCAGCCAAAUGAAAGGAAACGAGGCAUCCUGGAGUGCCGAGGUAUCCUCCAAUCCUGAAUGCGGAUAUUUGGAUGGUCAAGGAAAGUGGGGCGCGAAAGAUUGCUCAGAGGAAAUGUCCGGAUACAUUUGUGAAUUCAAAGGAAUGGUCUGCCCCCCAGGUUACAGACCAGUCGGUACAGAAUGUAUCGCGAUUAAGCCAAACUUGUUAAAUGAACGCCUACAUAUCAAUUGCCAUGGAUAUGAAAGCCGAGAGGGCCAAUACCUAUGGACCUUACCCAAUGAUCCGUUCGUCUUGGGUGUGAUUGCCGAAGUUUUAAGAUUACAUUGGAAGGGUUCGAACGACAUCGUUUUCACCAACAAUGAUAUAUCCAGCACAAUUGGAUUUGGAGGAUUCAGCAUCGACCCGUCUGGCCCAGGGGGUUAUUUGGCCAUUCAUAAUGUCUCUGGUCAAUUUGUCAUGCGACCUUAUGAAUCCAUUCCUGAUGCUAGUUCUCUGUGUGUAGCUGUUGAUUCCAACUAUCAAUGCGACUUUGAUCAUCCAUAUUGGUACGAAACGCGAUGCAGUUGGCGUUACAUGACCGAUAAACAACGGGAAGCUGGAUUACCCGAGUCUACCAAUACAUUCGAAACGGUUCGCUCGAGUCCUUUGGACACUCCCUGGUUGAAAGUGAACAACAUAACCGAUAACUACUACAUUCAGGCCAAAGGCCAAGGGUUCCGAGCCUUGACGUCGAAGGCUGUCAAGUUGAAUCACCUCACUAAGAUAUUCUCACCGUUUUUCGGUUUUUAUUAUCGUGGAAAUCAAGCUGAGAUAGGAGUCAAGUAUUUGGAAGAGACCAAUUCUAUGAGCGGUCAACCCCAGACGAUUGACAUCCUACCAAUUAGGACUAUCGACUUCGGGUUCUCAUGGCAGUACUUCUUCUUCAAUUUUACGAAGCUGGCCAGUUUCCAAAACUUGUCUGGAGCAGAUCAGAGCCCCUCAAGAUAUUUAACGUUUCGGCUUAUCGUUUACACAAAUGUAAAGGCAGGUGGCUUUUUGGACAUAGAUAACAUGGGCCCGUGUUCCAUAGAGGAGUUCUACUUUCCGGCCAUGGACGGAUCACCCAAUCGGAUUGGAAGUUGCUUUUGGCAACAAGAAAAUACCAAUCGUUUUUUAGACAUUCCUGAUGCUUGUAACUCCAUGUCGAGGUCAGGAUUUCAACAAGCCUCUUUCAGCGUUCAUGACCAAGAAUACCACCUCCUGUUGCCAGGCAUCAAUAACUUAAACUGGUUGUCCAGUGGUCCAAAUCUUUGGGCGGGUGGAUACGAUCCAUACGGAGGCAGGCGAUUCAAUACCUUCGUCGAUGGCACGCCCUUGACCAAGGAGUCCUUCACAAAGAGCCGCUAUCCAUUUCAGUCUAGUCCAUCACGUUUUUCUGAUUUACAUUACAUAGCGUACUCGUACAACAACAACCAAUGUCCAGUUAGCUUCAACCAUCGGAACCAUGAAGUUUCUGUGGCGGCUAAUAAUCAGGCCACAAAUAAUCCUCAACCCGUUGUUUGCCAAGGGGGGCCUUGCAGCAUUGGCUUGGUUCCAAUCCAAGGCCAUUGCGUGGGGGUUGGCUCUCCAGUGUCAAAUUGGGAGGAAGGGUCGAAAGUUUGUCCUAACUUCAAGGAUACUGAUAACUUACCUGGCGAAUGGUAUUGCGAAGAAAGCAAGAGAAGCCAAUUGAAGGAAGUCUUUCAAGCCUUGGAUCUCGUGGACAGGUCGGACCUGUAUUAUGCUUCAAAGGCUUUUGGAUCUUCGUUGAGAAGCCACAAAUAUUACGACGGAUCAACCGAUUGUCUUGAUGAAUGCGAGUCUUCAUUAGCUUGCAUUUCGCCUUUGAGUCCAGAGGAAUAUAAAUCAUGUUCCUACAUUAAUUCAACUCUUCACACCGUGUUUGAAGAAUGCAAUGUCGGGGGGGCGACAUUGUGUCACAAGCCAUAUGGAUCAGACCAUGAUAGCUAUAAUGGCUAUGAGAAUUGGUUGGAGUACCCACUACAAUUCUUCCCUGAGGCUGAGUUGUUGGCUUACAAUGAUGCCGAGAAGUACUGUCACUCUCAUGGAGGUCGAAUCCCCAAUUGGUUUCAUGAUACCCAUCCUGGUUAUCAAGCAGCCUAUGAGCAAGGAAUGUUCGACCUCAUCAAGGCCAAAGCAACAGAACGACGAAAAAGCCGAUUGGCGCCUAAUUUGGAAUAUUUUGCAAUUAAUGGUGCAUUUACGCAGAAAACUGGUGUGGCAUCAGCCAAUCGUAGAUAUGCCAACUUGCAGCAUUGUGAUUCCAAAAUUGGCUUCUUGUGCCAACGGAAAGCUGCUGCUGGUCUCGCGUCUCAAGCCAAUAUUCAUGUUGGUUGCUACCCAACUGUCAUUGAAGCUGACGGGUCAUUACUGGCCUCCAUGGUUUCGCCCCACAUGACCAUCAACUUUUGCGUGGAGUUUUGUAUGGGUCAAAGUGUCUCUGGAGCGGCUCCUUUAAUUGGCCUUCAAGGCCAAAGAUGCGCAUGUUUGAAGACAGCCUUAGGUGCCAAAUUUUCUACCGGAAUGUGCGAUCUAAGAUGCCCUGGGAAUCCCAGUCAGGUUUGCGGAGGGCGUGGGACAUUCUCGGUCUUCAAUCUGCUUAACCGAACCGCUGUGGAGGAAGCCAUUUUUGUUUUCAAUGGCUUUGAAGGAGAGCCCAGAGCCGAGAUAAUCUUAGCAGGGGGUCGGGUGGAAACAUUAGCGGAGUUUCCUCCUUUGCCAGAGCCCCUGAAAUAUGGUUCUGUGACAAUGGAUGGCAGAUCAAAAUUGAUUCAUUGCGGAGGCAUGACUGCAGAACAAGUUCUCCAUGAGGGCUGCUUCUCGUUGGAUUUUUCUGCCGAUAUCUUAACUUGGACCUCAAUGGACAGUAUUCCCCAAAAAGAGAAGCGGCUUGCUUUUGCCAAUAAUGAAGGCCACCUCAUUGCGUGUACCAUCUCGGACAUAUCUUGUUGGCAUUUCGAUGAAGUGUGGAAACCAUUGAAGGAUCUUCCCUCUCCUUUGACCAGCAUUACACCCAAUUGCAUCUUCGUGGAAAAUAACACACUUAUUGCGUUUGGAAGGGCAGGACAUCAAAUCUAUUUCUAUGAUUUUCUAGACAAUCGUGAGUGGGUUAGUCUGCACCUGCCUGUGGAAGUUCACCAGGGUUUCGCGAACCCUGUGGCUAAUUUCAAAGGCCGUAAAGGCUUCCUGUUUGCUCUACCGUCUCCCUUCAAAAUAUAUUUCAUUCACCUUGAGAACCUUCAGGUUGUGUCAACAUCUUUGGUUCAAGAGUUGCCUCAAAUAAAUCUCGUGGGACCAAUCAGUUUUCUAUCUCUGGCAGAUGAGAUCCAUCUCAUUAACAGUGACACCAAGAGUAAAAUUUAUAGCAUGGAUUGGAUGACUGAAACUAUGCAGCUCUCAGAUUUAGGGGACAAAUUGCAAUGCUCGCCUGAUUGUACCGUCGUAAAAGCGACAACCAAAUGGUGGCCUGAUAUUCACGCGCCCUCUGUCUUUGAAAGACGUUACACAUCUUGUCGAGAAGCACUUGCUCUUGGCGCUCUUCAGCCAAAUGACGGUCAACCUAUGAAGCUUCUUUUAGAGGAUGGAACCUUUGUAAAUUGCUCCAAAGAGAACAUGGAUGGUGGAAGCCUGUCUUGCCCCAAAGGCUGGUACGGGAAUGCCGACAACGGGUUUUGCUUUCAAGUCCAUUUGGAUAUGGUGUCUAAUAUUGAAGCAAGCCGGCAAUGCUUAUCAAUGGGAGCAAAUCUUGUGGCACCGAAAACCCCUGCCGAUGAAGAUAUGGUAACCGAUGUGCUAACGAGCCGCUAUGACUAUGCACAUCCAAUCAGUCCAGGAUUUUAUCACUUGGGUAUUUAUCAAAACCAGCAAGAAAACGUCAUCUACCAAAGUAAUGGGAAAACGCCAACCUUUAUCAAGGACAAGCCGUGGUCAGGACCUCUGGCCCAAACCACAAAAUCCUCUUGCUUGGCAUACAACACUAUAAUUUGGCCUCAUGUGAUGUUUGAUUAUCGAUACAAAUGGUUGGACAUCUCGUGCGAGAGGCCUGCUCGAUUUAUUUGCAUGAACAAUCCAGAUUUCUUGGGCUUCCGACCUUUAGCAGCCAUUGACACCGAAUCUGUUGCUCAAUCGUUCGACAUUGAAACCAAUUCAUUGGGUUCAUGCUUUGCCCUGUGUUCAGGAGUUCCAGAUUCAAGAAUCAUUGCAGCCAAAGAAAGCACAUGUAAUUGUAUGAAAGAUAAUGCCCAGGUUCGAAAUCCCACUUUCAAGGUACAAAAUGUAAUGACCAGUCAGUUUCUGACCUUUGAUGAUGCCAGCCCAAUAGCAAUCAACUUGAACGAUGUUGGUUCAGAUUGGAAAUGGCUUGGAAACGCGUUGGUUCCAAAGGAAAGCGUCCAUUUGGCCAUUGAAAUUUCCAUACAGUCUAUGCAAGCCUCUCUGAGUCCUCGGGAUCCCUCAAAUCCAACACAAAAGUUCCUGUUCGCCUCUGGCGAGCUUUUCAUGCCGGACUUGGCUAGAUAUUUAAGUAUAAAAAACAACAAAUUAAUAGCCGAUGCUACCAAUGAAGGAGCUUCAAAAUGGACCUUUGUUCCAUCAGAAGAAGAAACGAUUUCCUUGAAAAAACGGACCAUUGAAGACGCCGUGGAACCAGGUUCAUAUCCGUUCGCUUGUGAUCAACUAAUCCCAUGUCCAGGGGCUUUGUAUCAAUCAUGCGGAUGUAAGAUCAAUCCCCUUGGCAGUGAUUUGGCCAUUCUCUAUCACACAGGAAUCUCAGGAGAUGAGCCUGCGAGCGCAUCAUUGCAAUUCACAUCUUGUGAAGAUGUUAGGAACAAAGGAUUAAUGGGCAACGCCUUUUAUCUCAUCAAUGGUCAGCGUACCUACUGUGAGAACUGGAAUGCUGAUUGUGGAAAAGGUUUUGUCCUUCUGGGCCAGAGAUGCUACAAUGUGUCUUUCAGCACCAUCGACAAAGCCAAUAUUGAAAGUGAAUGCGCCGCAAUGAGUGCCUCCCCACUUCAAACUGAUUCAUCUGAAAUACUUCAGCACAUUAAGGAUCUUCUGGAGUUUCAAGGGGAGAAGCAGGACAUCUGGAGUGACCUUUCUUGGAACUCGACCCAUAAUGGGUACUUUUCAAGUUCUGGAACGUCUGCUUCUGAUCUCGGACCAUGGGCUGGAACCCCACCUUCAUUGCCAAGUGAAGACUGUGUUGUUCUCUCAAUUUCUGAUCAGUCCAAGUUCAAACAAACUAAUUGUGAGAAAAAGGCCAAAUACAUUUGUGAACGAGAGGCUUGCCCCCCGGGAUUUAUUUAUUUCGUUUCCAAGUCUUGUGUGGCUUUCAUCAAAGAAAAGGCCAGUAAGGCCGAGGCCAGGACCCAGUGCUCCAAGAUCAGUCCAAAUUCUGGUUUGCCACGCUUAACACGACCAGAUCAAGAGGAGAAAGUGAAAGAUAUCUUGAAAUCAUUUGGAGGGGGCGAAGUGUUCCUCGGUCUGGAACGAAAUGCCAAAGGUCAUUGGACAUGGGACUUAGAUGGAUCUCCUGUGUUCGUCACCCUCUUGAAUGCAACUGGAGAAGUCACGGCUCAGUUUUCGUGGCCACAUCGGGCAGGUCAUUAUCUUCCAUCGAAUUUGGUUGAUGGGCGUGUUCUGCAUUCAGGCAGUAGAGCCCUAACAACAUUGGCAUCGCUUCAAUGGUUCUGCCUCACUCUUCCAGAGGAGAUAACGAUAAAGAGUAUAAGGGUUGCUAUGUAUCCAUCCAGUGCCCACAAUCGGUUUAACAACGUUGAAGCGCGAGUGGGCCAUGAGGAGCCUUCGACUUUAACAUCGUCCAUAGCUAUGAAACUGACACAAAACACCUAUUGCGCCUCAUUUACUGGACGACCUACCAAUGAGAAGGUCAUUGAGAUGACCUGUCCUAAGCCAGGUCUCUCAGGAAAAGUGGUCACUCUCCAAAGCUCGGACACCAUUUACCUGCAAGCCUUGGAGGUUGAUGUUAUGGACUGUCCCAACACAUUUGUGCACUUGAACAACAAGUGCUACUCACUGGUGCGACCAAGCUCAAUUUAUUCUGCUGCAGUGCACGAGUGCUCUGUCAAAGCCUCGGUAGUCUUCACUCCCACAACCAAAACUGAAAGAUUGGUGGCAAGCAAUCUCAUGGAGAUGUACCAAGUAGACGUCAUCUUUGCAGGAGUCAAAAGAGCCUUUGAGGGCGAUAUACUUCGAGCAGAGAGUGGCUUGGACAUCAGUGGAGUUAUUUAUGAUCCAAAUUUGUCGCAAUUGAAAAAAGAUACUGCGUUCCUAGGCUUGUUUGAACGGGGACGUGAUUUCUUUAAUCUGACUCUCGAUAAAUAUGCUCAAUACAAUGCCAUUUGCGAAUAUUAUAAGGAGAUAACAUACACCAAUUGGGGAGCAUCCAAUGAGUACCUUGAGCCGCUUAAUGAGCCAGCACAAUCCUGUGUCAAGAUUUGCCAAGGUGCCAAUUGUACCAAAGGCGAGCAAUGGACCACCACUUCAUGUGAAGAGGAGUUGCCGUUUUUGUGCAAAUGGGAAUUCAAAUGUCCUCAAGGUUGGAUGGCUUUUGAUGAUGCUUGCUACAAAUUGGAGAGAUCCCUGGCCAUGAGAGAAGCACCGGAAGCUGCCCACGAGUAUUGUGCCAACAUCUAUGGGGCAAGUGGUCUGGUUGUAAAUAGCAUUCCGGAAGCCACAUUCCUCCGUUCCUUUCUCACUGAAAUCAAUAACUUCCCUGCCUAUCAAGGCCAAAAUAUAGCCAAUGGGGUGUUGGGGAUGAUAUUUAAGCCACAUUCGCGAUAUCCUAGAUUUAUGGAUGGAUCGUUCAUGUCACACAUGGAUACCUUUCCUGAUCUUCGACAGACCUCACUCAAUUCAUUAGUCAACUCCAUGUCGGACACCUCUUGCUUGAGAAUUUCAGAAGGGGGGCUGGUUUCUGGUUGUUACAACAACAUCGAGGCCAAUAUUCUUUGCGAAAAAUCUUUGGCUUUCGACAAGCGUCUUUGCGUAAAUGCCUCUAACCUACGGAACGCUUUAGAAGUUGCUCCCGGCGUGAAAAUUGAGGUCGAUAAUCAUUUGGUAGCUUCCACUUGCGUCCUCUUUUGUCGAGGUCUAGACUUCAACCAUACCCUUGUGAGCAAUAAUUCGUGUCAAUGUGUGAGCAAAUUGAAAUUCAGCCCUACUGAAGGGGAUCCCGAAAACUUCUUGCCCAUGAGCCAAUGCCCCUAUGGUGAGGCCAAUCAAAUUGUAGGCGAUGGGGUCAAGAGCUUGGCAUUUUAUAGCUCCGGCAUUGGAUCCCUUCACCCUGCCGAGAAAAUUGGACCAGUAACCUGUGGAGACUUGCACGAGUCCCUCAACCUAAUGGUCCCUGGGAUGAGUUUCACUUAUCUACAAAAUGAUUAUGGAACUGUUCCAGUCAAAGUGAAUUGUGAUCAGAACUUGGACCGUUGGUGUCUCUUCAAUCAGCUUCCUUUUCUUCCAAGUGGUUUUCUUCGAAUAUCUGGAGCUGAGGAUCAUUUAAAUACCAUUGACUCCAUUCAGAAUCUGUUCCAAUACAAAGAUGAGUCGUAUUCAUUCAGGGCCUGUUCCAAGCUCAGGCCCCAUUCGGAGGGUUUUCAUAACAUACCAAAAGUAACAGAUCUUUGCGAUCUAACCCAAGGGUCCUCCUUAAUUAUUGAUGGGUCAGGAAAAUUGGCGCCUGAAGUCAUAAUCACCGUAAAGUUUCCCAAGCCGAUGGUUUUGACCAGUUUCUAUGUGAUGUCCGAAUAUGAGGACUUCUAUCGAGCGCGAAUCAAAAGCUUUGGAGCCAUAACUUUUGUACCUGAUGGCGUUGUGGGAUCACGCGAAAAAAUUGGUAUCAAUAUUUCAUCAAUCGAGUUCGUAUAUGAUGCGAAUGCGAUUCAAUAUCCUCGAAAAAAGGAGUUCUUCAAGGUAUCAAACUCGACCCGACCAUUUCCUGUGGUGACCAAUGAGAUUCAGUUCCACAACUUGACCAUUUCUUCAACGAAAACCAAUUCAAAUAUGAUUGAAGCCGAGCUUGUCCGCGAAAUCAGCCUUCAGAUGAUGGUUUUUGGAUGUCCUUUGAAUGACUAUAACAAAGUCUUUUGUCCCAAUGAAUCUACGAGCCCAAGUGGAGGAAAUUGCACCUUUGUGAAACGGAACCCGGAAUCUGGAAUUGCAUUCGAAGAGGCGAAAAUGAAAUGCUCGGAAAUGAAUGCCGAAAUCUUAACACCGAGUAAUCUUCAAAGUAUCAUGGAUCUUACGACCAUUUUAAGUGCUUAUCCUGGAGAGGAAUUUUGGGUUGGCAUUGAGUAUGGCUGGAGUGAGUUUUCGGGUAGCCACGCUUGGCACUUCGUUAAUGGACUCACUAUUUUUGAGUCUCAUCUUGCCCAUUGGGCAAACGGUCAUAACGAUGAAAAUGGCGAAUGUGUGAAGUUAUUGCUCAUGGAUGGCGAGGUGGUGUGGAAAAAGACAGAGUGUUCGAACGCUUCAGGGGGAAACUAUUUAUGUUCCACAUCCCAAGACAAUUACAGGAUAGGUUGUUAUCUUCUGUCACCCGACGACUCUGUCCAAGUUCCAACGCCAAUCCCAGCUAAUUCAAAUAAAGCCCAGAUUCAACAGUUCUGUUCGUUGUUGUGCGAGUCCCAAACGAAGUUUUAUUUCGUCAUUCGAGAACAAAAAUGCUUUUGCAUUUUCAGUCCUCAUGGAGGUGUUCUUCCCGAUGAGUCUUGUUCCAAAGAGGAUUGCAAGGAUGGACAAGAUCAAAAGAGGGACAAUUGUGAACCCAAAUCCAAUUAUCAACGAGGGGUUCUAUAUCGCACGUGGGAUCUGGGUUGUGAUCCAUUGAAUCUAACAGGAACUAAUACCUACAUUUGGAGAGAAGACGCUCGUCAUCUUUGGGGCUCAGAAACCACAGUCAGAUGUCACCCUGGUUUUGAAUUGGACCCAAGUCUUGAGAAGAGCUCAAAAGUGGAUCCAAACCUUCACACUCAAACUUGUCAGUGUGAUUUGAAUGACAAAGGAGGUGCAUGGUCUUGUUCCAUUGUUCCAUGUGUGCCAAGGGUCUGCCAAGGGAACCCAAUCGCUCCUUCAGGCACCACAACAACUUACUUUAAAAGACCGGAUCCUGAGUCAGAACAUCACGUUUUUACGGCUAAAAAUGUGUUUUGCCCAAGGAAUUCAACCUUACCGAAACUGAUACAGGACGCUCAUGGAUAUGCCGUGGAUGGCUCAUUGGGAUUGGUCAAAAAUAUUACACUCUCUUGCGACAUUGAUGGGAAAUGGAUAGUUUCUGGCACACCUAGUGGAUCAAUUUGCCCUGAUGAAAACCCCCUCGAGUCCGUCUACUCUUGUGAAAGUCCGGCUAUUCCGGAAUGCCUAGAUCAAACGGUUUAUUGCCCCAAACCUCCAGAAAUUCCAAAAGACGCGGAAAGGGAGGACAUCAUUAGGCCAGUGAAUGUCACCGAGUAUGAUCAUGUUCCCGGGACCAAAUUGAUUUUCAAGUGUCCCAAACCCAUGUGGGCUUUCAACUACAGUCUCCCAACUCCAUUUAUAUCCUAUGCCUAUUCGACAAAUAUUGAUAACAUCUCAAUUGAAUGCACAGAAUCUGGAUCAUGGAAGGUAUUGGGUGGGAUGAAAGAUGAAACUUGCCAAGAACCCAAACAAGAUGGAACUUGUGGCGAAAUUUAUUUUCCACCUUGUGUGGAUCGAGCCGUCCGAUGUUCCAAUAUUGAGUUGCCCGAAAAUGCUCUCAAAACCAUGGUAUUGGAGGUUGACUCCAUGGAUCAUUCUCUGAUGGGGACCAAAUAUAAGAUUUCUUGCUCCCUUGAGAACUACUAUUUUGAUUAUUCCAUUCCAAGUGGAACGCUGUCUUAUUUCUACUCCACCAAUAUAAAUGAAACCACUUUUGAAUGCCAUCAAGAUCGGCAUUGGAUUGUGACGAAUGGUAUUGCUGAAGAAACUUGUGAGGAUCCAAAACUUACCGAUGGUCUGGUGACUUGUGCCAAUGUCAAGGUUCCCAAUUGUGUUGAUCGAACCAUUCGUUGUCCAACUCCUCCAAUGCCCAUUUCACCUCAGAAAACCUUUCACCGAGUGAUCAAACCAGAUCAGUUUGAUUUGGUCAACACUACCAUUCAAUAUGAAUGUCCAAAUCAAAGGAAUGUUUUCUUUGAUUAUCCAACCGGUCCCAAUUUUAUAAGCUACGUCAAUGAACCCCAGAUGCGAAAUAUCACCAUCACAUGUAACAAGGAGAGUUUUUGGGUGGUUGAGGGUGGAAUCUCGAAUGUCACUUGCCAUAAGAAUUCCAACCCUGAUCCAACAGCUGAAUUAUGGUGUAAAGAAGAUCUGCUCAUUCCUGAGUGCGAGGAUCGUGGUGUGUAUUGUCACAAGCCGGAAUUGGCUUUGGAACACGGCGAAGUUACAGUGCUGAAGAAUCCACGACCCGACUUUGGAACAAUCAACGACACUUCAUGUACGUGGAAAAGGUGGUUAAACGUGGACACUGAUCAAGCAGAUGGCAAAGAGGAAGAAUCCCUUGUCAAAUUGACCCAAGAGUUUGGCACUGAUGCCUGUUCCAAUCCCAUUGCCUUUCAAGCCCGUUCCGUUCAAACAAAAACCAGUUCCAAUUUCACCGGUGACAGGUUUGAGCAUAUCGACACAGAUUCAGGGUUGUUGUGUCUCAAUGUGCGCCAACCUAAUGGAAAAUGCGAAGACUAUGAAGUCAGAUUGUGUUGUCCCAUUCAACCUGAAAGUGGAACAUUGAUCCGAUAUUCGUGUCCAAAUUCAGAAUAUUAUUUGGAUUUCAAAGACGACCAAUUUCCAAAGUUCUUACAUGUGGAAUGCCAGGAUGAUGGACUAUGGCACUCAAAAGAUGUCCAAAGCAAGGAAUUAUGUUCGAAUGGCACGAAAGCUUGUGCUUUGCCAAAUAUUCCAUCCUGUCAAAGCAGAAAAGUUGCAUGUCCCUUGGGACAAUUACCAUUCAGAAGUGAUGCCGAGAGGAACCUCUUGUCGUUGGGAAACGAUCUAUAUCUUGGGGCCACGUAUUCUUAUCAAUGCAAAACAUCAGGUUGGGUUUUUAAUACUACCGGGUACCCCAAACAUAUUGAAACGACUUGCACACUGCCCAAGAACUAUCCCUCCGCUUUCACUUGGUAUUAUGAGCAAUGGCUAGAUGGUAUUUGGAAAGGCACAUCAGAACUCAAGGAAUGCAUUGAUCCAAAUUUGUGCCACGAAGAAGUUCCCGAGUUGCCCUUUGACCUGACAGUUCGAAGUGAUGUUCCCGACAACUUAAACCGAUCAAUUGGAUCUACCUAUAACUAUUCUUGUUCUGAAAAAUAUUGGGUUUUUGAUAUUAAUCCAAAUCGAAGCUGUUCACAAGUAGGAUUUUGUGACAAUAAGGCGCACGAUUGGGUCUUUGAUCAUUCCGUUUAUGGAACCAAAAGUCUCGAGGUUCAGUGCCAAUCAUCAAAUUCCUCCACAGAACUGCCUCAAUGGAUAUGGACCGUUGAGGGAUUUGCGUUCCAAGGCUUCAUUCCAUCUUGUCUGGAUCCAACUUAUUGCUUGACGGAUCCGCCCAUGCCCCCCAAAGGCGUGAGCUCGGACCCAUUUCCACCCCUCGGCGAAUGGAAAUUUGAAGACCAACUAGAACUCACCUAUACCUGUGAUCAUCCAGAACUCAGGUUUCCCAAUGAUGAAUUUCCACCUGAAUCUUGGAAUCUAACCCUUGGGGUUAGAUGUGGCUGGGACCAAACUUGGGAUCCUCCUGUUGUUCCACAAUGCGCUGAUCCACGUCAAUGUGAGGCUCCACCUAACGGAAACGAGGUCGUUUUUGCUCAAUGGGAUCAUAUUGAUGAAAAAGACAAACGGCUCUCAAAUGGCAGCAAGUAUUGGUAUCAAUGCCAAUCGGGAGUUUUCAUGUUGGAGAAUGAGAUAGAAGCAGAUUUUUUUGAAUUGACUUGCUUCAACGAAGGAUCGGGAGCCAAGCCAUACUGGAUCCCUGUGCUUCUGUACAAUCCAUUUCCCAAAUGUGUCCUAAAAGGUAAGAAAAUCAUACUCCGUUAUUUGUUAACACACUCUUUAAAAGCGUCAUGGAAAUUAAUAAUGUAUUUUUGGAAUAAUAAAGCAUUUGAAAAGAGCUGGUUGGCGUUGUUCAUUUGCAUAUGGUCAUGA
Tigriopus californicus is the source of this 12618-nucleotide messenger RNA. RefSeq lists its product as uncharacterized. The record is from RefSeq and is a predicted model, not a curated record. Gene Ontology annotation, molecular function: protein binding. Lineage: Eukaryota; Metazoa; Arthropoda; Copepoda; Harpacticoida; Harpacticidae. The coding region runs from base 265 to 12618 and encodes 4117 amino acids. The transcript is spliced from 52 exons.